Jatropha curcas is the source of this 1167-nucleotide messenger RNA. RefSeq lists its product as uncharacterized. Lineage: Eukaryota; Viridiplantae; Streptophyta; Magnoliopsida; Malpighiales; Euphorbiaceae. The record is from RefSeq and is a predicted model, not a curated record. Gene Ontology annotation, biological process: shoot system development; root development.
CCAAAUUAAUAUAGACAAAGAAAAUAAAAUGGCAUUGAGGAAAUGAAAAUAUAAUUUAAUUGAGAAAACGAAUGAAAGUUAUUAUUAUUUUUCUGAAUUUACCCUUUUUGGGUGAUUUUUAUAUGCGGAAGAUCAAAUGACGUUGUCGUUUCUUUUGUAGAAGGAAAUUCUUCAAUUGGCAAUUGAUUUGAAGGCGCUGUCGUCAUUCAUGUCAGUCGUGCAAGUGCUCAAGGCAGCAAUUCAAUUCAGCUUGCCCUCCACAUCUCAUCCCCUUAGCGGAAGAAUUGAGGAGCAACUGUACAAGUUGAAGACUUCUCAUUCCUCAUCAAUAGCCCUGAAAUUGGCUUGCCUUAAUGAGUUAUAUGAGUGUGUUGGUGAUUUUCUUCAGCUGCCUCACACACAACAAACUCUCUCUCGUGAGCACCAAAAACAAUAUGUAGAGGAAGCACUGAAUGAAUCUUUGGGGCUGUUGGAUAUCUGCAGCGUGACAAGAGAUUUUUUGUUGCAAAUGAGAGAACGUGUGCAAGGACUUGAAUCAUCUGUUCGAAGAACUAGAGGAGGAGAAUCUUGUUUGAAUGAAAUUGAUACAUACAUGGUAUCUAGAAAAAAAUUGACUAAAGUGAUUUGCAAGUACCUAAGAAAUUUGAAGAGAAGUGAGAAGAAUUGCAGAAAAACAACCUUGGCUGAUUAUUCUGAUUCGGUGAUUACAACGCUCAAAGGUGCUGAGGAAAUUAGUCUAACUGUGUUUGAGUCCAUCUUAUAUUUCACCAUGCAGUCAAAGGCAAAAUCAAAGCCCUCUGGCUGGUCCAUUGUCACAAAAUUAUUGCAAUCCAAGCAUUUAUCAUGUAAAGAUGAAGUCGAAGCCAAUGAAAUGGAGAUGAUGGACGCUGAAUUGCUUGUCUUGAAGUCAAGCAAAAACAUCAAUCAGCUGCAAAAUGUCUUGAAAGGAUUGGAGGCUAUGGAGUCCAAUCUUCAAGAAGCAGGGGAAGAGUUAGAGUGUGUCUAUAGAAAAUUGGUGAAAACCAGAGUUUCCCUUCUCAACAUUCUGAAUCAUUAGUGUUGUUGCUUCAAACAACCUUUAACAAAAUUUUGUAUCAUUCAAUUUUGUACCUUACUGUAUAUAUCAUACAAAGAUAAGUAAAUCCAUUUUAAUACUAAUACACGUCU